UCCACAAACCUUGAACUCCUCUGUUGUCAAAGGUAAAUGAACGCUCUUGGCAUCAUAGAGAUGUCAGAUUCCAUAACAUAUUAUCUGUCCGAGCAGGAGCUGUGCUUGAACAUCAUCCCGACGUUUGCCAACCUGAUUGAUUACCCGUCCAUCAAGAACUCCCUCAUCCCGCGAGUCAAAUCCGCCUGCCUACAGACGUCUUCCCUUGCUGUACGAGUGAACUCUCUGGUGUGUCUGGGGAAGAUUUUGGAAUACCUCGACAAGUGGUACGUCAUUGACGAGAUCCUGCCCUUCCUCCAGCAGAUCCCCUCCAGAGAACCAGCGGUACUCAUGGGCAUUCUAGGAAUCUAUAAGUGCACCUUCAGCCACAAGAAGUUGGGUAUCCCCAAAGAGCACCUGGCCUCCAAGAGCCUGCCCCACCUUGUCUCUCUUAGUAUAGACAACAACCUCAACCUUAACCAGUUUAACUCCUUCAUGGUGGUGAUUCGGGACAUGCUGAGUCGCAUGGAGGCUGAACACAAGACCAAGUUGGAGCAGCUGCACGUCAUGCAGGAGCAGCAGAGGAGUAUAAACAUCUCAAACCCAGGGAGCCAAUCAGAGAACACCACAAACCCACCCAGCAGUGGCAACCAGAUUGAUGAUAUCUUUGGCAGCACAAGGGUUAAUGGGAAGGAGAUUGGAUCUGCAGCAGCAGCAGCCCCACAGCCUAAUAGAAUGUCCCUGACUCUAGAGGAGAAGCAGCGAUUGGCUAAGGAGCAGGAGCAGGCAGCCAAACUGAGGAACCAGCAGCCACUAGCACCACAGAGUAUCAAACCAGCCAACACCACCAACACAAAGACUAAGGAUCUGACGAGCAGCCUGCUCAACAGCAUGACAUCUCUAAACAGCAUGUCCUUAGCCAACGCUGCACGACCAGCGCCGGUGCAGGGCACCACCAUCUCCACCUUCCCCUCCUCCAGCCCCAUGAUGGGCUCAAUGGGCGCCCCGGUGUCCAACGGAUUCAACCCACCCAUGGGCUUUCAGACAGGAGGCAUGGGGAUGGGCAUGCGGCCCACGGGCCCCGGCCUCUACGGCGGGAUGGCCACCACCACCAGCACCCCAAACUUUGGAGCCCUCACGCAGAGUCAAGGACCCACCGGGCAGACAAAUAAAGCCCCCGACUUGUCUGCCUUGGAUAGUCUUUUCUCUCCCAGCCAGACCAAAGUCACCCUCAACCAAAUGGGUCCAAAGGCGGCACCUGGCACCCCUUGGCUCAAUCAGUUCGGUUCAGCCCAGAACGCUCAGACUCAGAUGCAGGGCGCGCCGGCGGGAAUGGGAGGAGCGCCCAGCGGGUUCGGGAUGCAAGCAAACCCUUUUUUCAGCCCGCAGAACUUUUCUCAACCGGCUGCUGCCGCUAGUCUGAACCAAAGUGGAAUUAAACAUAGUGCAUCCGUCAACAAUGAUCUCAAAGACUUGUUCGGCUAAAUUAAAAAAGAAAAGAUGCCAGGUUCAGUAUAUUCUUUUAAUAACUUUGGACAGAAGAGCCUUGAAUCCUCAGACCAGGACACUGGUUGAAUGUGAAGAUUCCCGAUCCUUCCGAGGGUUUUGCUGUCUGUAUUUUUAAUAUGACCUGGUAUAAAUUCUGACUCUCACUCACUUUCAGCUGGCGUAUUAACCUGCACCUGAAUUCCAUUUCUACUUGACCAGACAAAAAGGUUGAGGCGGGAACUUCUUCCUCUGUGCUGUGCUCUUUAAAUGCUGAAGGUUUCCUACUAUUUUGUACUUGACAUUCUUGGGAAUGUCCACAUGUCGUGGGUUGAGAUUAAUCCCAUUAUUCAGGAAGGUUUUGUGUUCAUAUCCUGAACGAUCGAGUGGAUUCCACUUCCUGAACCAUCAGAAUCACUCCUCAAGGUGGGCAGAACAAGAAGGAACAACAUGGCUUCACAUCUGCUCAGCUUCUGUGUCUGCAUUGCCUCUCCAGACUAUUUUUAGGAUUUGCUGCAUGUCUAAAGGGAUCAGAGAGUUGGCGUAAAAAACAAAAGUCUGAGCCCAGUGGGAGGCAGCUUGAAGUGUAGCGCUGACGAGCCUGCAGUCACUGAUCUGCAUCCAGGAGGCUCCUCCGUGGAUCUGAAAGGGGGUGUCGAGAGUCUCCAUGCUUCCACUGCAGCACCACAACACCUCCAUCUUUGUGAACACAAAUUGGUCUGACGAUGCAGUCUGGGUAUCUUUUUUUUAAUUUUAUUCUUUCAUCAUCAGGUUCCAAGGCUGCAGAGCUUGCUCUUUUUUUUUUUUUUUUUGUUCUUUAAUUUGACAUCAAAUGUUGAAAAGGGAAGGGUUAGCUUAGUCCGGUCUCAGUGUGUUGACGACCAUUUCAUCUUUUUUGGCAACAAAAAAUCAAUUGUAUCAAUUUCUGUGAAUGCAGUAUGAAUGAUUUAUCAGUGUGUUAUAGUGGGAGAAGAUGUGUGAAGUAGCUUUUACAUCAGUGUCCUAACAAGGCGAUGAACGAAGGAGCACGCUUAGGCUACGGUGCCUUACGCGGGUACAUGUGUAGGACGAGACGGGCAUCUCAUCUGUUACUCAAAUAUUAAUACUUUUAAUCAGCCGUCCGGCAUUAGCUUCUCAGAUUUAUGUUGCAUGUUACUGAACUUGACCACGAAAAAAAAAAAAUCUAAAGUUUGAAUUUUCAGCAUCUCUUUUUUCCAACAAUGAUUCCGUGACGUUUUUUAUUUCACACAUCCAGCUGGAUUUGCUCCUGUGCACCAUUUCUGUUGACCAAUUUGUACAAUGAUGAAGAUUCUCACAGUAUAUUUUCAUUUCAGCACCUUUCAGCUGUCCCGAGGACCCCGUGCUGGCGACAUCUGAUUAUGAAGUGUAAAUAUAUAUAGUUAUUUAAAGAUGGAUUGCUCUGUGAGGGCCUUUUGUUAAUGUCCUCGUGAUGACGGCGAAGAGGCCUUAGAUGAGUCGUGUGCAAUAAUCCUUACUGGUUGUUCAGGCGUCGACGUGUCCUUUUUGCUUCAUCUCCACCGACCUACAAUAAUCACACGGGUCUGUCACAUGUUCUAAAAAUGAACAUUAACGUUUACUCAUUCGAAAACGAGGAUCGCACCAUUGUCGGGUUGUUGGUCACACUGUUUCUGCUGACUGAUUGUUAACAUGCUGAAGUGUAUCGUCUGUUAUUGGAUCGACUGUAGUUGUUGUGUAAUAGUGCCACCUAUACAAGGUGAGCUCUGUCCAGCCGCAUGGCAGCGUUACUGGUGAACUGGACUCCACGGGUUCUAUUCCCCGGUUUUUGACUCACAAGGCGACAAGUUUCUGCGACUGGAGCUUUUUCAGCUGGAGAGUGCAGUUUCUUUUUUAAAAAGCGUGUUUCACAUAUCCUGGCAGAACCCCCCCCCAAGAUUGUUUGUAUACCACUGUGGCUGUAUGUGUAGUGUGGCCCUUGUGUUACGUGUUGAGGUGCUGGUCUCUGAGGUGGUUCAAUGAAAACCUGUACAUAUAAAGGAAAGUACACAAUCUAA
Molecule: messenger RNA, 3497 nt
Organism: Anarrhichthys ocellatus (wolf-eel)
Lineage: Eukaryota; Metazoa; Chordata; Actinopteri; Perciformes; Anarhichadidae
Product: SCY1-like protein 2
Exons: 8
Coding region: 37-1464 (475 amino acids)
Source: RefSeq, a predicted model, not a curated record